This is a messenger RNA of Aplosporella prunicola CBS 121167, 672 nucleotides long. RefSeq lists its product as uncharacterized. The transcript has a single exon. The coding region runs from base 173 to 664 and encodes 163 amino acids. The record is from RefSeq and is a predicted model, not a curated record. NCBI's taxonomy places the organism in Eukaryota, Fungi, Ascomycota, Dothideomycetes, Botryosphaeriales, Aplosporellaceae.
UCCCGGCGCCGUCCGUAGCAGCUGGAGCACAGCACAUAUAAGGCAGCGCGAGGACCCCGCGAGCGGAGCGAGGCUAUUUCCAACGACUCUGUCCUGUCCUGUACCACACCCCACAUACCCCACCACCACCACCACAACCACAACCACAACCAGACCCCCAACCCCAACACCCAUGGCGCGCCCAGGCCGCCUCCUCAUCUCCCUCGCAGCACUGGUCACCGGCCUCGGCGCCCUCGCCGCCGACUUCAACGUCACCCACAUCUACAACCCCACCUGGCCGGGCCACGCCAAAUUCCACGUCGGCCAGACCAUGGCCAUGGCCGUGCUGCUGUGCUGCGCGUCGCUGUGGUUGCUUUGGGUGCCUGCUGCUGCCUCUGCCACAACCUCCACCUCCAUCACCGCCGCAAACGGCGCGGCGAGAGAACGCAAAGAGGGCAGAGGCGACACAGACAAAGUGCGCACGGCGGUGCAACGGCAGCGCCUCGAUGCCGCGGCCCUGCUCGCCGCCAUCUACUGGGUUACGCAGAUGGCCGCCUACGCUUUUCCCGGCACCACGCCCUUUGAUGUCAUCCCUGGGCGGGUGGACCCGGAUCCGCUGCUCCAGUUCAAGCUCGAGGUCGCGAUGCUGGCGUUUGUCGGGGUGGGGUGGUGGCUGGAGCGCUGAGUCGGGGG